This is a messenger RNA of Durio zibethinus, 2258 nucleotides long. Its product is annotated as beta-hexosaminidase 2-like. Gene Ontology annotation, molecular function: beta-N-acetylhexosaminidase activity. Gene Ontology annotation, cellular component: membrane. The record is from RefSeq and is a predicted model, not a curated record. Lineage: Eukaryota; Viridiplantae; Streptophyta; Magnoliopsida; Malvales; Malvaceae. Gene Ontology annotation, biological process: carbohydrate metabolic process; glycosaminoglycan metabolic process.
UAUAGAAUUCUCUCUAAUGUACAUUUUUUAAUUCCUUAGUGACAAAGACAAUGGGGAAAUUAAAGUCUUUGGAUAGACAUUUCAAAUGCAAAAUUCCAAAUGGGAAGAAAACGAAGCAAUAGUACUAUAAAAGUUGUUUGGGACAGCAAUUAGUGCAUUGAAUCAUUUAAAGCACUUCUGUCCCUUUUUUUCAAUGGUCCAAAGUCUCAACCACAAAGCAUAAAGAAGAAGGCAACCGAAAUGAGAAAUUGUGAAGGAAAAAGUUCAAUGUUCCAAGUCUUCUUUCCUUCCAUCUUAAAAUUUGUCAUCAUAGCCUGCCUAACAUUAAUUUUUCCAGCUCCAACCUUAUCCUUGCAGUCUGCAAUCAAUGUUUGGCCUAAACCGAUACUACUUUUAUGGCCAAAGCCACUUGCCACAUUCCUCUCUCCAAACUUCACCAUCAGUUCCCCCAACCACCAAUACCUCAUCCCGGCCAUCAACCGCUACCUCCGCCUUAUCCAGACAGAGCACCACAAUCCCCUUGUCACCCCUUCUGUCAACAUUUCCACCUCAUCCCCUCCUUUGCAAACUCUUACCAUCAAUAUAAUUGAUCUCACCGCCCCCCUCCAACAUGGGGUCAAUGAAACCUACGCCCUCUCCAUUUCUGAAGUAGGUGCCACCGCCUAUUUGACAGCUGCAACUACAUGGGGUGCAAUGAGGGGCCUAGAGACGUUUUCCCAGCUGGUGUGGGGUGAUCCCUCAGCUGUUCCGGUAGGCUUGUACGUCUGGGAUGCUCCCUUGUUUGCUCACAGGGGAGUCAUGUUGGAUACAUCAAGGAAUUAUUAUGGGGUGGAUGACAUAUUGAGGACUAUUGAAGCAAUGAGUGCUAACAAGCUUAAUGUGUUCCACUGGCAUAUUACUGAUUCACAUUCUUUUCCUCUAAUGGUGCCUUCGGAGCCUGAGCUUGGUGCCAAGGGAUCUUAUGGACCUGACAUGAUAUACUUUCCCUCAGAUGUGGCUAAGAUUGUUCAGUUUGGCUUGGAACAUGGGGUCAGAGUCCUACCAGAAAUCGAUUCACCAGGCCAUACGGGAUCAUGGGCAGAAGCCUACCCGGAGAUAGUGGCGUGUGCAAACAUGUUCUGGUGGCCAGCUGGAAGUCAAGGGGAUGACAGGCUUGCAUCUGAACCAGGAACUGGCCAUCUAAACCCCUUGAACCCCAAAACCUACCAAGUUCUCAAGAACGUAAUUCGUGAUGUAGCCAUGCUAUUCCCUGAACCAUUCUACCAUGGAGGAGCUGAUGAGAUAAUUCCUGGAUGUUGGAAAGCUGAUCCAACCAUUCAAACUUUCCUUUUUGACGGUGGAACUCUUAGCCAGCUCCUGGAAACCUUUGUGAACUCCACUUUGCCUUACAUUCUAUCCCUUAAUCGUACUGUAGUCUAUUGGGAGGAUGUUUUAUUAGAUGAAAAUAUCAAAAUAGACCCCUCAUUUCUUCCAAGGGAACAUACCAUUUUACAAACAUGGAACAAUGGCUCAAACAACACCAAAAAGAUCGUUGAAGCGGGAUAUCGGGCAAUUGUAUCAUCUUCAGAAUUCUAUUAUCUGGAUUGUGGCCAUGGGAAUUUUCUUGGCAAUGAUAGCCAAUAUGAUCAGCAAACAACGGCUAACUCUGGAAAUGGAGGGUCUUGGUGUGGACCAUUUAAAACGUGGCAAACUAUUUAUAACUAUGACAUAACUUAUGGUUUGAGUGAAGACGACGCCAAAUUAGUGCUAGGUGGAGAGGUGGCAUUGUGGUCAGAACAAGCUGAUCCUACAGUUGUGGAUGCGAGGAUUUGGCCAAGAACUUCAGCAAUGGCAGAGACAUUAUGGUCAGGAAACCGGGAUGAGACAGGGAAAAAGAGGUAUGCUGAGGCAACUGAUAGGUUGAAUGAAUGGAGGUAUAGAAUGGUAAGUAGAGGGAUCAAGGCUGAGCCAAUUCAGCCACUGUGGUGUGUUAAGAAUCCGGGAAUGUGCAACACGGUCAAUCCCUUUUGAUUUCAUAGAUGUUUAAUUGUUUUAACACAGACUUCAGAGACCAGUGAAAAAAGAAAUUGAUUCUGUAAUUCUCUUUCAUUUUCAACUUGUAUUUGAUGUUUCAAUUGAUUAGCAAAAGAAUUGUCCUAUAAAUUGCAUAUGUGCUAAAUUUCUUGUUAGUUCUAGCAAUAAGUAGUAAAAGGAUAAAAACAAACAUCUGUUUUUUAGGAAGAAAUCAUGCAAGAGAGUGAAACCCAAAGGCAGGAACU